Messenger RNA from Saprolegnia diclina VS20, 1426 nucleotides. Its product is annotated as enolase. The coding region runs from base 33 to 1382 and encodes 449 amino acids. Gene Ontology annotation, molecular function: magnesium ion binding; phosphopyruvate hydratase activity. The transcript has a single exon. The record is from RefSeq and is a predicted model, not a curated record. Gene Ontology annotation, cellular component: phosphopyruvate hydratase complex. Lineage: Eukaryota; Oomycota; Saprolegniomycetes; Saprolegniales; Saprolegniaceae. Gene Ontology annotation, biological process: glycolytic process.
UUGGCCUUCUUCCAGCCACAUCCUCCUCGACCAUGCAAGCUGCCCGCCCGACCGCGUCGACGCUGCAGCGCCGCUUCGCCAGCACCAUCAAGAAGGUGCAUGCGCGUGAGAUCAUCGACUCGCGCGGCAACCCGACGGUCGAAGUCGACUUGACGACCGAGCAUGGCCUCUUCCGCGCGUCGGUUCCGUCGGGUGCAUCCACGGGCAUCCACGAAGCAGUCGAGCUCCGCGACGGUGGCAAGCGCUACCUCGGCAAGGGCGUGACGCAGGCCGUCAACAAUGUCAAGAACAUCCUUGGCCCCAAGCUCGAGGGCAUGGACCCGACCAAGCAGGUGGACAUUGAUCAGCUCAUGCGCGACCUCGAUGGCACGGACAACAAGGGCAAGCUUGGCGCCAACGCGAUCCUCGGUGUCUCGCUCGCGGUCGCCAAGGCCGGCGCGCGCGCCAAGGGCGUCCCGCUCUUCCAGCACUUUGCCGACAUGAUUGGCAACGACAAGCUCGUGCUGCCCGUGCCCGCCUUCAACGUCAUCAACGGCGGGUCGCACGCCGGCAACGCGCUUGCGUUCCAGGAGUUUAUGAUCCUCCCGACGGGCGCGGCGUCGUUCUCGGAGGCCAUGGCCAUGGGCUGCGAAGUCUACCACCACCUCAAGGGCGUCAUCAAGAACAAGUACGGCCAGGACGCGACCAACGUCGGUGACGAAGGUGGCUUUGCGCCCAACAUUCAGAGCAACCGCGAAGGCGUCGAGCUCCUCAUGUCGGCCAUUGAGAAGGCGGGCUACAGCGGCAAGAUUGAGAUUGGCAUGGACGUGGCCUCGUCCGAGUUUUACACGGCCGACGGUCGCUACGACCUCAACUUCAAGAACAAGUCGAGCACGGACGAGCCGCUCACGGGCGCCGCCCUUGGCCAGCUCUACAAGGACUUGGCGCGCGAGUUCCCGAUCGUCUCGAUCGAGGACCCCUUUGACCAGGACGACUGGGAGAACUACCAGGCGUUCACGGCCGCGAUCGGCAAGGACGUCCAGGUGGUCGGCGACGAUCUUCUCUGCACCAACCCGACGCGCAUCGCCAAGGCUGUCGAGCUCAGCGCCUGCAACGCACUCCUUCUCAAGGUCAACCAGAUUGGCACGGUCACUGAGAGUGUUCAGGCCGUCUCGGACGCCAAGAAGGCGGGCUGGGGCGUCAUGACGAGCCACCGCUCGGGCGAAACCGAGGACUCGUACAUUGCCGACCUCGCUGUCGGUCUCUCGACGGGCCAGAUCAAGACGGGCGCCCCGUGCCGCUCGGAGCGCCUCGCCAAGUACAACCAACUCCUCCGCAUUGAAGAGAUGCUCGGCCGCAGCGCCGUGUACGCUGGCAAGAACUUCCGCAACCCGACCGCGUAAACACUGUCUUCUAACCUAACGUAAACACCCCUCUUCGUCCUCUA